Verticillium nonalfalfae is the source of this 1155-nucleotide messenger RNA. RefSeq lists its product as uncharacterized. The coding region runs from base 1 to 1155 and encodes 384 amino acids. The record is from RefSeq and is a predicted model, not a curated record. Lineage: Eukaryota; Fungi; Ascomycota; Sordariomycetes; Glomerellales; Plectosphaerellaceae. The transcript is spliced from 3 exons.
AUGACCAUCGCGACAAGUAAAGCGGGCAACUUUGCCAUUACCAAGAACCACCUCCUACUAGCACUAUCGCUGGUCUUGACACUGCAGCAGGCCAGGCAGAAAAUACCCAGCAUCAAGGUCGACUGGAACCCUUCUGCCGACCCGCGCGCGCGAUUCAAUCAGUCCAAGGUGGCCCUCAUGAUCGAGCCCCGCGUCAUACCACAUCUUGUGCCCCAGAUCCUGCACAUGUCAGCCGUCGCUCCACCAGACUGGCGGUUCCUCUUCAUCGGCUCCAACGAAAGCGUUGUCAGCGUGGCGAGAAGCUUUGCAAUCAAGAACCAGCAGGUUGUAGGCAAGCUCGAUCUCAUGGUCCUACCUGAGCCCUGGCAAAUUGACACGAAGGAGCACGUCUAUCGCCUCUUGACUGACAUGCGGUUCUACGAUGAAUUUCUUCCAGGAAUCGAAUGGAUUCUCAAAUAUGAGCACGACAGCAUUCUUUGCUCCAAUUCAAACUCCAGCCUGAACGAUUGGCUGCACUGGAGCUGGGCUGGUGCGUCACGAACGGUCGAUGACCGGUUUUCAGGCAAUGGAGGCCUAAGCUUGAGACGCGUCUCUGCGAUCAGGCGCGUUCUUAAGAUUCAGGAACGAUACAACGAUACAGACCCAGAGGACGAGUGGUUUGGGCGACGCAUGUGGAUCCUGCCCAACGCCAAGGUCGCAGCCAAAGAUGAUGGCGUGCUUGCAGUCGAAGACGUAUACAAGGAGAACCCCAUGGGUUUUCAUGUCCGCGACGGCGGCCAGUUCUUGACUAGUGAUGUCUGGAAGAAUGCUACUCAGCGGCAAAACAUUUUCAACUACUGCCCCGAGCUCAGCCUCAUCAUGAACAUGAAGCUUGAGCGAGAGCGGUGUCCAGGCGAUGACCACGAAGGGCACAUUGGUCCAACACCAUCUCAGAUUGCAGCAGCGCAAAUGGCCAAGAUAAAGGAAGAGGAAGAUAAUAAACUGAAGAAGGAAGAAGAGCUACGAAAAGCUGAAGAAGCCAAGAAGAAGCAGAGCCUCUCCGAAGCAUCCGACAAGACAUCAGCUCUCCCUCAACUUAGCGCAUCACGCAAAGUAUCUGCGAGCUCGGCGACGGCGACGGCGACGGCGACGGCAAGGGCGACGGCAGUCAUCUAG